Molecule: messenger RNA, 2494 nt
Organism: Etheostoma cragini (Arkansas darter)
Lineage: Eukaryota; Metazoa; Chordata; Actinopteri; Perciformes; Percidae
Product: tubulin polymerization-promoting protein
Exons: 5
Coding region: 456-1232 (258 amino acids)
Biological process (GO): positive regulation of protein polymerization; microtubule polymerization; microtubule bundle formation
Cellular component (GO): microtubule
Molecular function (GO): tubulin binding
Source: RefSeq, a predicted model, not a curated record
CUGGGUCAGACAGAGAAGCCAAAUUGGACAAUGGGUUCCCAGUGUCUGUUGCUCUGAAUGCCAUUAUUCAUAGACAUUAAUAAUCUCUUCUUUUCCCCCUAAGAAUGGACAUUCUAAUUAUAAUGGCUUCAUGCAGUUUCAAUCUUGGAACUCUUGUACACAUUUAAGGGUCGACUGUACUUAGCGAGGUCACAUUUGUAAUUGUUGGUCACAGGGUCGUGGAAACAAAACCCUCCGCUUUACAUGGUGCCACUGGGGGUGAGUGAAAGCACUUUAUUGGUGACUUGGUGGACUUGGAUGUAACGUUGCUAGCUAGAGCAGACAGUUUGGUCCACGGGACACAGCAUCUCUCGCUGGUUUGCGUCUUGUGUAAAGUGUAAUUACUGGUUUAAGAGACGUUGUUGGGGUGUACUUUGCCAUGGCAACAUACUUCCUUUAAGGAUGCUGAGCUGAGUAUGGGAACAGCUGAAAGCACAAAGAGAAAACAAAAGUCAGCUAAUCCAAGCACUGCACAGAAGGAACCAAAUUCCCGCACAAGCAUGGCAAACCAGAAAGACAACCUAGACGACUUUAAAGUCCAGACAGCCAAGCAUCCUAACAUGGGCUCGGUCCCUUUACGGCCGCACAGUGAACAAUCUAAAGACCGGUUGUCCAAAAGGCUUUCAACUGAGUCUAAUGGGACCAGUGAAGGAGGGGUGGGGUCGUCUACCCCAGUGGAGGUGACUGCUUUGGAGGAGUCUUUUCGCCGCUUCGCCAUCCACGGUGACACUCGCGCCACCGGCAAGGACAUGCACGGAAAGAACUGGUCCAAGCUCUGUAAGGACUGUGGCGUGAUUGACGGCAAGAACAUCACUCUUACUGAUGUGGACAUCGUCUUCAGCAAAGUCAAGAAGAAAUCCUGUCGCACCAUCACAUAUGACGAGUUCAAGGUUGCACUUGGAGAGCUGGCCAGGAAGAAAUAUAAAGAAAGGACUGGAGAGGAGGCUGAGGCCGAGGUCUUCAAGCUGAUUGAGGGGAAGACACCUGUCAUCGCAGGAGUCACGAGAGCCGUGGCUUCCCCAACAGUGAGCCGUCUUACGGACCCCACCAAGUUUACAGGGUCACACAAGGAGCGUUUUGAUGACACUGGUCGCGGGAAGGGUAAGGCAGGGCGAGUGGAUAUGGUUGACACUUCUGGAUACGUCUCGGGGUACAAACAUCGAGGGACGUAUGAAAAGAAAGUGAAUAAAUAAACCUUACCGUGGGCAAACUCACGUGAGGGCGAGGAUAAGAAAAUAGACAUUUGAUCUGUGAUACUUUUCUAUUAAAAGAGUACUCAAAGAAAGCACAAAAGAAUUGGAUUCCAUAUAUUUUCCCACCCAUCAAUUGUGUGUGUGUGUGUGUGUGAGAGAGAGGUUUUUGAGUUCCUCUCUUUUAGAAGUGUGAGAACUGGAAAACUGUUUACAUCUAUUUUUACAAAGUCAUCACCAGCUGGUACAUUCCUGUCUGAUAGCAAGUUACUGCCAAACACUGAAGAGAACAAGCGAGAGAAAACUGCUUUGCUAUGAAUACUGAAGCUUUGUUGUAAUGAUAGAGCCUUAUAAUUAUUGAGCACAAUGAACAACAUGCCAAGAAAAACAAACGUGGGACAACAGUUUGAUGAAUUAACAACAUUGCACUUUUUAAUGGAAACAUUUUGAAUCCUAUAUAUAUAUAUAUAUAUCUGAUUUGCAGUUUCAAUGAGAAUUAGCACAUUUUUGACACGUUCUUCUUUUGAAAUCUUAAAUUGUUCCCUGCUUCGGUGUUGUCUGUCUGCCAUCCCCACUUGUCAACUGUUAUUAAGUCUUAAAAAAUCUGCUGUUCAUUUUUUUGUAAGCUCACACUGUCAUUUUAAAAAUUUGCCUUCAGCUCAAACCAAGAAACUAAAGUAAGGGUUUCGUCAACUUGUAUUAAUGUUUUUGUGGCAAAAUACAGUGUAGUUAACAUUUUUUGUUAACUGUGAUAUCUUCUUACUUUUGUGAAUAUGUAAAACAUAAAUUCCUACCACGCAGAACUUUUAAAUAUGCCUGCUUGUAACAUACAAAUACAAAACUACAACAGUAAAAUCUAUUUCUCAUACAGUUGUCAUUCAGACCACAAACAAUUUUGCUAACAUGCAUUUUGAAUUUUAAGUUGUUGAAAUUCAGCUGAAGGAAGCUCUCACCACAGAAGAUGAACUCAGUUGUACAAGAUUGUAUUUUUAACGUUUACUAUUUCCAUACAGUAGUUCUAAUAUAUUUGUGGUAAGAUUGUGUAUAUUCUAAAACGUUAUAGCCCCAUGGCUUAAUUUAUGACACUGGCUUCAUAUGUUGUUUUUAUGUAUUGCUGUACUUUGUGCAUGUUUAUGUAUAUUGCAUUUGAUUCAGAAGCAUAUAGAUGACAGUAGGAGUUUGUCAUAUCUUACCUGAGCUGCUGUGAGGACAGACUACUGGACAGACUUAAAUAUUUUCUUGUUAAAAAAAAAAAAAAAAGUAAA